Messenger RNA from Grammomys surdaster, 2187 nucleotides. RefSeq names its product DnaJ heat shock protein family (Hsp40) member C27 (gene Dnajc27). The transcript is spliced from 8 exons. Gene Ontology annotation, molecular function: GTPase activity; GTP binding. Bases 6 to 827 code for a protein of 273 amino acids. Lineage: Eukaryota; Metazoa; Chordata; Mammalia; Rodentia; Muridae. The record is from RefSeq and is a predicted model, not a curated record.
GGGCGAUGGAGCCCAACGUGCCGAAGCGGAAGGAGCCCGCCAAGUCCCUCCGCAUCAAAGUCAUCUCCAUGGGCAACGCCGAAGUGGGGAAAAGCUGCAUUAUAAAGCGGUACUGUGAGAAGAGAUUUGUAUCUAAAUACCUGGCAACCAUCGGGAUUGACUAUGGAGUCACAAAGGUCCAAGUGAGAGACAGAGAAAUCAAAGUUAACAUCUUUGACAUGGCUGGACAUCCCUUCUUCUUUGAGGUCCGAAAUGAGUUUUACAAGGACACACAAGGUGUGAUACUGGUCUAUGACGUUGGGCAGAAGGACUCAUUUGAUGCCCUUGAUUCAUGGCUGGCGGAGAUGAAGCAGGAGCUUGGGCCUCACGGGAACAUGGACAGUAUUGUCUUUGUUGUAUGUGCCAACAAGAUUGACUGUUCCAAACACCGCUGCAUCGAUGAAAGUGAAGGACGUCUCUGGGCUGAAAGCAAAGGGUUCCUGUAUUUUGAAACAUCAGCACAAACUGGAGAGGGAAUCAACGAGAUGUUCCAGACGUUUUACAUGUCCAUAGUUGACUUGUGUGAAAAUGGCGGGAAGCGUCCUACCGCAAACAGCAGUGCUAGUUUCACCAAAGAACAAGCAGACACCAUUCGCAGAAUCCGAAAUAGUAAGGACAGCUGGGAGAUGCUGGGAGUCAGACCUGGGGCCUCAAGAGAGGAAGUCAAUAAGGCCUACCGGAAGCUGGCUGUGCUGCUUCACCCAGACAAGUGUGUAGCUCCUGGCAGUGAAGAUGCCUUCAAAGCAGUUGUGAAUGCCCGGACAGCCCUCCUGAAAAACAUCAAGUAGAGGCAGAGGAAACUACAGGCGAGCUCAAGUGUAAACAGACUUCCCUUGAGAUAACUGAGUGUUUGUCAUUGUAUCAUCACUUAUGCAUCCACCUGUGAAAGUCCAUGGCUGUGACUCACCUGAGCUUCCUCCCGCCAGCCCACCAUCCAUCCAUCUGCCCACCAUCAGAGAAGGGAAUAGCAACAGGAAAGAGAAUGACCGGAACAAGCAGCCUCAGCCCCUGGGAGCCUUGCGUCCCGCCGAGCAGCCUCUUGGGUAGUACUUUUACCAUAGUAGCCAGGCAUGGAGGCUUGUGCCUGCAGUCCCAGCACUCAGGAGGAUGAGGCAGGAGGAUUGUGAGUUUGAGGCCAGUCUAGACUGGAUUACUUGGCAAGACUUUCAAAGAAAAACAAGCACCUUGUAGAAGAAUGUGCUGUGAGCUGACACUGUUCCGUCUACCUUCCUUUCUCAGACACUGACUCUGUUCUUUCUCCAGCCACCAGGGGGAGACAAGCCAGUGCUGAGAGAGGGAGGCAGUGGAGAACCUGAAGCUCAUCCUGGAUCCCAGGUCUUUGCUCUGCCCUAGAAAUGCUUGCUAGUAGCAAGCAGCAAGGAUGCUGUGUCCCUGGGAAUGAGGGGCCAGAAGCCAGAACAGAAGCUCUUGGAGGGUGUAUUGUAGGUUACUCGGGAGUGUGCACUCAGUCACACCAUACAGGCCAGCUUGGGCCUUUCCUGAGCUCAGGCAUGUUGGGCACUAGGAGGAGCCCUGCCUAAGACUUGUCCCUGUCAUCAGUCCUCACCACAGGUGGUGAGAGAGGCAGGCACAGGCCGGUCUCUUUGUUCUGCACUGUGUUAAUCUGCUUCUCCUCUCACCCCACUCUUGUUAUGUCCCAUAUCUGCCAUUGCUGUUCUUGACUCCCUACCAUUGUUCCGGUCUCAGCUGACUUGAAAUAAGUCGGGUCCAUCUGGGCACAGUGGGAUAUCUUGGGCCUGUGUGGGGCACAAUCCUUACAGUUUCUGCUUAGACUCCAAAGUUCUGAAUAGUAUUUUUAAACUACAAGUAUGAAAACUCAUUCUGCAUAGAGAAGCCUUCCUCAUGGUGUUGUCCCUGCCUGGUCACAGGACCAGGCGAGGCUGAUGGAGCACUGGGACUCAUGACAGCCUGAGGAGAGCAGGCUCGGUGCGUGACUCCUGUCAUCCCUCUGAACUGUGGUACUCUGAUUUUGAGCUGCAGCCACCUGUGCUACCUGGAGCUUGAAGGAUGACUUUUAAAUACCUAUCCCAUAAUGAUUGCCAGGUAACAUCUCUCUUGCCUAAGAAGACAAGCUCUUGUCUUACCAUCUAAACCUUUGCAGUCUUCUGUGUUUUCCCUUUCUCUAGA